This is a messenger RNA of Nelumbo nucifera (sacred lotus), 2287 nucleotides long. Its product is annotated as cation/H(+) antiporter 15-like. Gene Ontology annotation, biological process: regulation of pH; proton transmembrane transport. The record is from RefSeq and is a predicted model, not a curated record. Gene Ontology annotation, molecular function: antiporter activity. Gene Ontology annotation, cellular component: endomembrane system; membrane. NCBI's taxonomy places the organism in Eukaryota, Viridiplantae, Streptophyta, Magnoliopsida, Proteales, Nelumbonaceae.
AUGAUCAUGAUCCUGCUCCAAAAGGGUGGUAUAAUGUUGGGACCCACCUUCUUAGGGCGCAACCAGAGGCUUAGGAAUGUGGUGUUUCCUGAGAGGGAAGGAGUUGUUUUGAAUACAAUAUCAGAGGUAAGUAUGAUGUACAUGUUCUUCUUGAUUGGUGUGAAAAUGGACUCGAAUUUAAUAUUGAAACCUAGUAGAAGGGCAUUGAAGAUUGGUUUGUCAUGCUUGUUACUUCCUUUCAUGUUGGUUUCUACCGCCGCCGUCUUCCUAGAGGAAUUUCUCCCAAUACCCAACGAUGCAUCGUUUCUGGUGUUUUUUUCUCUAACUCUGUCCAUCAGUGCCUUCCCUGCUACUGCUCACGCAAUGGACGAACUCAAUCUCCUCACCUCCGAAUUGGGCAAGCUUGCAAUGUCCUGUGCAAUGGUGAACGACAUGAUCGGAUGGGUCUUCAUAACAAUUGUUACAGUUAUUGGCCAGAGAAACUUGACAGACUCAUUUGGAGUAAUCCUGUCUUUGUCUGCAUUUAUCAUCUGUGCAACCCACGUUCUACGGCCGUGCAUAAUGUGGAUUAUCAAGAGAAUUCGUAUCGGAGGAGAAGUGGAGCAAUCUUACAUUGUGAUUAUACUAGUCGGAGCGGUGGCUACGGGAUUCGUCUCCGACCUUAUAGGUUUGUCUCCUGUCACUGGGGCUCUUGUCCUAGGGAUAGUUAUACCGGAGGGCUCAUCACUGGGGAUAACCCUCGUCCAAAAGGCUGAAACCAUAAUCACAGAGAUUCUUCUUCCCUUCUUCUUCCUUCGUUGUGGCUUGUACACAGACCUGUUCAAGAUACGAAACCACACCACUUUUGCCUGCCUGCAAUUCAUCAUGUUGCUUGCACAUGUAGGGAAGGUGGUGGGUACGAUGAUUUCUUGCAAACUCAACACUCAGCAUUCCUUCUCCCUCGCUCUUAUCAUGAAUAUCAAGGGCCUCAUCAACAUAACUGUGUUCAUACAGUGGAGAACAAGAAAGCUCAUUGAUGACGAAUGUCUGACCAUAUUGGUACUGUCCUCCCUCUUGGUCACAGCCCUAAUAAUGCCCGUGCUGACAACCCUCUACAAGCCUCCUAGGUAUUUUGGGAUAGACACAGCGGGAGCAAUCCAAACUGCACGAACCAACCAUGAGCUUCGAAUCGUUGCCUGCAUCACCGACGAGAAAAGCGUCAAUGCCAUCAUCUCCGUCAUUGAAGCUUUCCAUCCAACCCAAAACAGCCCAAUAUAUGCCUAUGUGCUCCACCUGGUCGAGCUGGUUGGCCGAUCUCUUCCUGUGGUAGCCGACCCCAGCACCAUUGACAACUGGGACACCUGUAAACCCACCACCUCUGAUCAAAUCGUGCGUGCCUUUAACAAGUACUCCGUCUGCUCAAAUGGGACUGUCAACGUUCAGCCUCUCACCGUGAUCACACCCUGUAAAACCGUGCACGAGGAUAUUUGUUGGCUAGCUCAUGCCAAUAGAGCAACUCUAAUUCUCUUGCCUUUCUACAAGAACGACCUCAGAAUGAGUGGUGCUGCCAUAUCUAGCCUUACCCACAACGUACUGGCCGGAGCACACUGCUCGGUGGGGCUCCUUGUCGAUCACAGUAGUUACAGAAGUUACUCCCGUCCCGCUGGGCGUGGACACUACUCUUACAACGUGCUUCUCAUAUUCUUGGGCGGAGCGGAUGACCGUGAGACACUAGCGUUGUGCAGUCGAAUGUCCACACACCCGGGGUUGAGUGUCACCAUUUUAAGGUUUCUACUUUCGAACGACAAGGAGAAUGAGAGGGAUAGACACCUCGACGACCCACUUCUGUACGAAUUUAAACUUAAGAACAUCAACAAUGAAGUUUCCCAGAUCCGUGAGGAGGUUGUGGAUGAUAUGGAGCAAGCUUUUAGUUUAAUUCGAUCUCUAAAGAGUGACUACCAACUUAUGAUGGUGGGGAGACGACAUGGGACGUGCAAGGCGCACAAUGGAGCUAUGGCAGAUUGGACUGAGAAUACAGAGCUUGGGGUGCUCGGCGACACACUUGCGACAACAGAGUUUUCAGAUAGUGAGUUCUCUGUAUUGGUUGUCCAAGCAGCGCUGUGAUUCAGUUAGAUGGGAAUCUGGUCGAAAGAAAAUCAAAUCAGGUAGGUCUUAAUGAGUUCUCUGUAUUUAACUUUCUGCCCAUAGAUUGAUCAAAGUGUGUGUUCUAGAUUUGGAUAGAUGGUAUUUAGAUGAAUUCAUAAAUAGAGAGAGAACAGGUAUCCUGACGAAAAGGGGAGGAACAAUA